Molecule: messenger RNA, 2030 nt
Organism: Cynoglossus semilaevis (tongue sole)
Lineage: Eukaryota; Metazoa; Chordata; Actinopteri; Pleuronectiformes; Cynoglossidae
Gene: dhrs3b
Product: dehydrogenase/reductase (SDR family) member 3b
Exons: 6
Coding region: 697-1605 (302 amino acids)
Biological process (GO): retinoid metabolic process; regulation of retinoic acid receptor signaling pathway
Cellular component (GO): lipid droplet
Molecular function (GO): all-trans-retinol dehydrogenase (NAD+) activity
Source: RefSeq, a predicted model, not a curated record
UGGUAACCGCCGCAGCAGACACAUGGAGGGGUUGGGACCCAGCGGCAGCCACUCGGGGCAGACGGGCACUGGGGAUAAAUAUUCAUCCGCACUUAUCACAUCAAUCAGGAUUAAAGCCCUUAAAAGCCUCCCCUCUAAAUUCACGCAGGUCCUUUCACUAGUGGAGGCAGCAGCAGCAGCAGCAGCAGCAGCAGCAGCAGCAGUAGUAGUAGUAGCAACAGUAACAGUAGUGAGUCCGGGGCAGAGGCUCCGUAAUAAAAGGCAGCUCCACUCAGCAGCACAGCAGCAGAGCCAGAGCCAGGACCAGGACGUACAGCACACCACACCACACCAGACCAGGCAGCGUCUCUUGUCGACUUCAUACGUCUCCGCUCCACAGGCUGUGUGUGACAGACGUCAUGAGUGAUCGCUCCCACAUUUGCACGUCCUGCUCGCAUGUCAACCACCAUGUCGGAGCUCUCUGAAGUCACAAGUUUGGGCUCUGCUGCGUUCUCGGCAGCGGACUGACUCCGGGCUGCACGUGAGCGUCCGUGUGCAUGCGGCUAACGCUGCAGGAGCGCAGAUCGUGGGUGUUUUGUGCAGACGGCUCGGUUGUGGUUGUGUGUGUGUGUCUCUGUCUGCACGUUAACACACUGUCAACAUUACGAGGCCACUUUCUCGACUGCUGAGCCCGUGUGAGCGCUCUCACCCCCCGACAUGGAGCUGAAGAGUGCGUGUCGCGUCUUCCUCUUCCCGGUUCAGAUGUUGUAUUACGUCGUCAGAGCAAGUUUGUUUUCGCUGUUACCCAGCAGAAAGAAGGACCUGAGCAGGGAGGUGGUGUUGAUCACCGGCGGGGGACGAGGCAUAGGGCGUCAUCUGGCCAAAGAGUUUGCCAAGCAGGGAGCCAGAAAGGUGAUCUUGUGGGGAAGGACAGAAAAAUGCCUCAAAGAAACAACUGAAGAGAUUUCUCUCUCAGGAACCGAGUGCCAUUACUUUGUGUGUGACGUGGCCAAUCGAGAGGAAGUUUACAAGCAAGCCAAGGUGGUUAGGGAAAAGGUGGGAGAUGUUACGAUAUUAGUGAACAACGCAGCUGUGGUCCAUGGCAAAAGUCUGAUGGACAGUGACGACGACGCCCUUUUAAAAUCCCAACAUAUCAACACCUUGGGACAGUUCUGGACUACAAAGGCUUUUCUGCCUCGAAUGCUGGAGCUGCAGCACGGUCACGUCGUCUGCAUAAACUCCAUACUGUCCCAGUCUCCAAUUCCUGGGGCAAUAGAUUAUUGCACCUCUAAGGCCUCGUCGCUGGCCUUCAUGGAAAGCCUGACACUGGGCCUGCUGGACUGUCCUGGUGUCGGCUGCACCACGGUGCUGCCCUUCCACACUAACACAGAGAUGUUCCAGGGCAUGAGAGUCAGGUUUCCUCAGCUUUUUCCUCCCCUCAAACCUGAAGUCGUUGCUCAAAGGACUGUUGAUGCUGUCCGAGCCGACAAGGCCUUCCUGUACCUGCCCUGGAUGAUGCACGUCCUAGUCUUUUUAAAAAGCUUCAUGCCACAAUCCGCCCUGGAGGAAAUCCAAAGGUUUUCUGGGACUUAUACCUGCAUGAACACAUUCAAAGGACGGACAUGAGGCAGACAUUUAUGACAUUUUGGAGCAACCUCUGCAGCCGAAAGGAGGGCAAUAUGGACCUUAGAGACAAAUGGACACAGAGGACGCCCCAUAUUAGUCUGAAGGCAAAAUGUUAAGGUGGCAUUCACAAGUGGGUGGAGAAUUUGUGGUGCAGGUAGAACUUGCUCAUGCACCGCAGAGGAACCCCGCUUAUCUUGUUUUUACACAUUAGUGAAUUUCCUUAUAGUGAGGAUGACCUAAUGCCAUUCUCACAUCCAACGAAAAAGCCAUGCAUAGCUCUAGUUAUUCUGGGAGUUUUUCUUGUGACAGUUUUAGUUUGUUUUUACAAUUUAUCUUUUUUUUUUUUUAUCUGCAUUUUUAAAGUUUCUUUAAAACAAUGACGUAAUAAAGUGGAGUUUUACCAACAAGGUGUGUUUUUGUGCAUG